AUGAAUCUCUCCUUGGUGAACUGCUCCUCUUGGAAAGCGGAGUCGCUGGUCAUUUCUUUGGGCUUUUCGGUCAUUUUCCUGCUCGGCACCGUGGGAAACUCUCUGGUCCUCGCGGUUCUGUUCCGUAACGGGCAGAUGAACACCAAAACCACCAACAUGUUCAUCUUCAACCUCGGGAUAGCAGAUCUGUGCUUUAUUGUUUUCUGCGUGCCCUUUCAGGCCACCAUCUAUACCCUGGAUGAGUGGGUUUUUGGUCCUGUGGUGUGUAAGGUGGUGCACUUCAUCAUUUUCCUCACCAUGUACGCGAGCAUCUUCACCCUGACAGCUGUUUCCCUGGACAGGUAUUUAGCUAUUUGCUACCCGCUCCGCUCUAGAGAGAUGAGAACCCCCAAGAACGCGAUCAUCUCCAUCUGCCUGGUCUGGGCCUUGGCGCUGGUUUUCUCUGGCCCGUAUCUCAGCUACUACUCACAGAUGGACCUGGCUGGCAAUGUGGUGUGUAUUCCUGACUGGGAGUCCAAGCCACGCAUCAUCAUGGACGUGUGCACUUUCGUCUUCGGCUACCUCAUUCCCGUCCUGGUGCUCGGCCUCACCUACGCCCGCACCAUCCGGUACCUGUGGACCAGCGUGGAUCCCGUGAAGGAGAUGUCCGAGUCGAGGCGGGCCAAACGUAAAGUCACCAAGAUGAUCAUCAUGGUGGCGGCCCUCUUCUGCCUCUGCUGGCUGCCCCAUCACGUGGUCAUCCUCUGCAUGUGGUUCAGAAGCUUCCCGCUCAACCACACCACCUACGUCCUGCGCAUCCUGUCCCACCUGGUGGCCUACACCAACUCCUGCCUCAACCCCAUCGUCUAUGCGCUCAUCUCCAAGCACUUUCGCAAAGGUUUCAGGAAGGUGUUCAGCUGCUCCCUGAGGAGGAGGGAGGUCAACAAGGUGCACGUGGUUCAGGCGGUGAACACGGUCAGCAGCCUGGAGACGUCCAACUGA
Notothenia coriiceps (black rockcod) is the source of this 981-nucleotide messenger RNA. Its product is annotated as galanin receptor type 2. Lineage: Eukaryota; Metazoa; Chordata; Actinopteri; Perciformes; Nototheniidae. Gene Ontology annotation, molecular function: G protein-coupled receptor activity. The coding region runs from base 1 to 981 and encodes 326 amino acids. Gene Ontology annotation, biological process: G protein-coupled receptor signaling pathway. Gene Ontology annotation, cellular component: plasma membrane. The record is from RefSeq and is a predicted model, not a curated record. The transcript is spliced from 2 exons.